Messenger RNA from Centruroides sculpturatus (bark scorpion), 424 nucleotides. RefSeq names its product 39S ribosomal protein L33, mitochondrial-like (gene mRpL33). Gene Ontology annotation, molecular function: structural constituent of ribosome. Gene Ontology annotation, biological process: translation. Gene Ontology annotation, cellular component: ribosome. Bases 94 to 327 code for a protein of 77 amino acids. The transcript is spliced from 3 exons. Lineage: Eukaryota; Metazoa; Arthropoda; Arachnida; Scorpiones; Buthidae. The record is from RefSeq and is a predicted model, not a curated record.
AAACAUUUUAAUAUUUAAAAUGUUUAGAAAAUUAAUUAUGUCCCUUAAUAUAAUCCCAGUUUUCGUCUUUCUGGUUAUGCAGGAAAGAAUUUGAUGAAAUCUAUCAUGAUAAUUAUGAAAGACAUUGCAUUGUAUCAAUGUUUCCAUUUAUUUAGAAUUCAAUAUCCAUUUGCUCUUGUUUUAUUGCAAAGCACUGCCAGUAAGCAUUCGUUAACUAUGAGACGACGAGUGCGAACUCCCAGACUAGAGUUUGUUCGAUAUGAUCCGCACGUUGAACGAUGGGUUCUGUACAAAGAAAAGAUGAGAUUAAAACCCUUAUUGGAAUAAUCCAACUAUUUGCUGCUUAGUUUUGUUGUUUUUUGAAUGUAUAAAUUGUUGAAAAUAAAGACAAUGCAGAAAAUCUCAAGAAAUAUAUUAAAAAUGA